Messenger RNA from Rhinocladiella mackenziei CBS 650.93, 1032 nucleotides. Its product is annotated as GTP cyclohydrolase I. Gene Ontology annotation, molecular function: zinc ion binding; GTP binding; GTP cyclohydrolase I activity. Gene Ontology annotation, biological process: tetrahydrobiopterin biosynthetic process; tetrahydrofolate biosynthetic process. Gene Ontology annotation, cellular component: cytoplasm. Lineage: Eukaryota; Fungi; Ascomycota; Eurotiomycetes; Chaetothyriales; Herpotrichiellaceae. The transcript has a single exon. The coding region runs from base 1 to 1032 and encodes 343 amino acids. The record is from RefSeq and is a predicted model, not a curated record.
AUGAGUCAAGAUCCUCCCAAACGGCCCUCCUUAGACAACAAGAUUUCCCCUCCUCUAAAUCCUAAACCUCGUUCCGCGAUACCUUCGUAUUUAUUGAAUGGAAGCUCUCCUUUACAUCGACCUCCCACCACUUCAAGAGCGCAGGAACGAGAAAACCUGGCUUCCUCAAUCAAGAGCACUUACGGGAGAAGAACUACAAUAGACCUGGCAGAUGUUCAGAGUUCUCCAAAUACAAUGCCAAGUACUUCUUGGGUUGGUCUCACAGAUGGUCCGACCAAUGCUGAACCCAAACGAUCCACACGACUGCACGAACCAGCUAGAGACGAAAGAGAUGAGGCACCAGUGACACCUCCGACGGUUUCCCGCCCUGCAAGCCCAUAUACCUUGAAUCCUCCCAUCGACUUUGACGGUCUUAGCUGGCCAUGCGUCGGUACGCGCGAACGACUAGAGCAGACUCCAGAAGAAGCACAGGCUCGCUUGGAUAAACUGGCAGGGGCAGUCAGGACUAUUUUCGAAUGUAUUGGUGAAGAUCCCGAACGAGAAGGACUACGAGAAACACCCGCACGAUAUGCUAAAGCCUUGAUGUACUUCACCAAAGGAUACGAGGAGAAUGUCCGAGAUUUGGUCAAUGGUGCGGUUUUCCACGAAGAUCACGAUGAAUUGGUCAUUGUCAAGGACAUUGAGGUCUUCAGUCUGUGUGAACACCAUAUGGUACCGUUUAUCGGCAAGAUGCACAUUGGCUACAUCCCCAAUAGGAGGGUGCUGGGUCUGAGCAAACUUGCCAGACUAGCAGAGAUGUUCUCUCGAAGGUUACAAGUUCAGGAAAGAUUGACCAAACAAGUGGCAUUAGCCAUUGCCGAAGUCCUCAAACCUCAAGGUGUGGCUGUCGUCAUGGAAAGCAGUCAUCUUUGCAUGGUCAUGAGAGGAGUCCAGAAGACCGCCAGCAGUACUACUACUAGUUGCAUGUUGGGCGCCAUGAGGAGCAGUGCGAAGACACGGGAAGAAUUUCUAAGCCUCUUGAAUCGGAAGUGA